Pelodiscus sinensis (Chinese soft-shelled turtle) is the source of this 1930-nucleotide messenger RNA. The record is from RefSeq and is a predicted model, not a curated record. NCBI's taxonomy places the organism in Eukaryota, Metazoa, Chordata, Testudines, Trionychidae.
CACAGAACUGUGUUCUUCUUAACCUUCAUUUUACUAAUACAGGAGAAACCAGACAAUGUGUCUCAACUACACUAUGAUAUCUCUUGUUAAGCCACGGUAGUAUUUUUUGGCUCUCUUACUAUGUUUUCUAACACCAUGGCUUAACAAGGGAUGUCAUAGUGUAGUUGACUACAUGCUUAACUGAUAGGCCUGUGCUUAUUGGUUAAUCCCAUCAACUACAGGUGCUCCCCACACUUUCUGCUUCUGCCUGACCAAAGGCCUAUAUAUUUCCCCUGUUAUGCAAUUCAGGAAGGGUAUCAUGUUUGUAAAUAGCUACUUAAUUAUUUUGUUGCCAAAAUUUGAAAAGGGAUUUUUGCAUUUACUACUUUGAAUUGAGUGGCAACUGCAGUUUGUUAGGCUAAAAUGUUAGGGAGCAGUUAUAGUGAUACAGAGGGAGUGACGUAUAUAGUAUGUACUCUGUGUGGAAUGCAUUUUGUUUUGAAAAAUGAGCAGUGUUUCAGAAAAUUGAAAAGUUGUGUCUUGGUUAGUAUUGUCCUGUGGAGCCUUCACAAAGGGAUUUGUUCCACCUCAAAGUAUAUUUGAGUUUUCUAGCAGGCAUUAAAUCAGAAAUGGGAAUAAUGACACUAGUGAGGCAGAGUCACUGAGUGGCAGCCUCUAUGUGAGGGGAGAUUAGCCUCAGGGUGAUGUUCCUCUGUAGGACACAUCAGCUGUAAAUUUUUGGGUUAAAUCUUUGGACUGCUGGCAUGUAAUAAAUGCCUGGUAAUUGAUUGAGAUGUUAAAGACUUAAGUACCAGGUCACAUGACUCCUCCAGACUGCUAAUAAAGGACUCCUUGGAAUCAGAUUUCAACUGCAGGGGCUGAUCCCAGCCAUGUGUAUUGAGUCUAAGAAGAAAAAGCUAACUUCUCAGUGAUUCAUCCAAUAAAAUAAGAAUUCUUUAGCAAUUUUUUAAUAUUUUUGUCUGUCUUCCUGGACUUAAAGGCUUUCAUGGCAUGAAAUCUUAGUAGCCUUCUGUACUCUGCUUAAUGCUUUCAUCUCAUCUUCAUCGUCCAGACACUUCCUGAAAGAAUGGGGGCAGGCGCAUUAGCCAUCUGUCAAAGCAAAGCAGCAGUGAGGCUGAAAGAGGACAUGAAAAAGAUAGCAGCCCCGCCAGUGAACAAUCCAAGAGACCAUACCUGUCAGAAGGUGUUCGCUGUGAGUCUCCAGGACCUCCAGCAGCAAGGACUUACCAAGAAUGGCCUCCCAGCAAUCGUGUGGGAUAUAGUAGAAUAUUUGAUCCAGCACGGGCUGACACAGGAAGGUCUCUUCAGGGUGAAUGGUAACAUGAAAAUGGUGGAUCAAUUGCGUCUGAAAUAUGACCGAGGGGAGGAAGUGGAGCUGGCUAAAGAUGCUGAUGUGUGCUCAGUAGCUAGUCUUCUGAAACUGUUUCUGAGGGAGCUGCCAGAUGGAGUGAUCACUUCUGCUUCACAUCCCAGAUUUAUACAACUUUACCAGGACACUAGAAAUGAUGCUGAGAAAGAGAACAGCUUGAAAGAACUUAUACAAGAGCUGCCUGAUGCCAACUACUCCCUGCUGAAGUACCUGUGCUGGUUCUUGACCCAAGUUGCUGAGCACCACGUGGAGAACAGAAUGAACAUUUCCAAUCUGGCCACUAUUUUUGGACCAAGUUGUUUUCAUGUGCCUUCUGGAUUUGAGGGUAUGAAAGAACAGGAAAUCUGCAACAAAAUAAUGGCCAAAAUGCUGGAAAAUUAUAAUACCUUGUUUGAGCUGGAGCACACAAAGAAGGAUGAUGAAAAUCAUGCAUGUGAAGAGCUAGCAAGAAUUAUGUUAGUGAAAGCCACCUGUGAGCAGUCCCUGCCAAUCAGUCUGACAAGAACUUUAGAAAGAGAGGCACCGAAGUCAAUGCCACAAAGCAAGAUUGCAAAGUCCACG